This is a messenger RNA of Vicia villosa (hairy vetch), 1640 nucleotides long. Its product is annotated as elongation factor 1-gamma-like. Lineage: Eukaryota; Viridiplantae; Streptophyta; Magnoliopsida; Fabales; Fabaceae. The record is from RefSeq and is a predicted model, not a curated record. Gene Ontology annotation, molecular function: glutathione transferase activity; translation elongation factor activity. The transcript has 8 exons. Gene Ontology annotation, biological process: translational elongation. The coding region runs from base 154 to 1404 and encodes 416 amino acids.
AGAAAACCUAAUUUUCCACUGUCUUCUCCUUUCCAAUCACCAUUGAUUGAUUGAUUCUCAUUCCUUUACGCUCACCCAGGAACAGAGAGUCCUGCAUCCAAAACUCUCGUUCCUCCCUUCCAUAACCAUCCCAAACCAUACCUACGCGUUUCCAUGGCUCUGAUCCUGCACGCCGCCUCGGCCAGCAAAAAUGUUUUCAAGACUCUGAUUGCUGCUGAGUAUGUCGGUGUUAAAGUUGAAUUGGCACCAGGUUUUCAGAUGGGUGUCUCUAAUAAAACCCCUGAAUUUCUCAAGUUGAACCCUAUUGGAAAGGUUCCGGUCUUGGAAACCCCCGAAGGUGCCGUCUUCGAGAGCAAUGCAAUUGCUCGUUAUGUUGCUCGAUUGGGUGAAAACAAUUUGUUUGGAUCUUCUCCCAUUGAUCAGGCUCAUGUUGACCAGUGGAUUGAUUUUUCUUCGUUGGAGAUUGAUGCCAAUCUUUCAAAGUUGUUCAUUCCUAGACUUGGAAAAGCCCCAUACAUUCCUCUUGUGGAGGAGUCUGCAUUUUCAUCAUUGAAGAGAGCAUUUGAGGCUCUUAACACUCACCUUGCCCACAAUACCUACCUGGUUGGGGAUUCUGUUACCCUUGCUGAUAUUAUAACAACAUCCAACUUGUGGCUUGGUUUCUCCAAACUCUUGGUCAAGAGCUUCACCUCAGAGUUUCCUCAUGUUGAGAGAUACUUUUGGACCUUGGUCAACCAGCCUAACUUCCGAAAGAUAAUAGGCCAGGUUAAGCAGACUGAAGCUUUGCCACCUAUUCCAUCUGCUCAGAAGCCUAAGGAAUCUAAGCCCAAAACUAAAGAUGAACCCAAGAAAGUGGCUAAAUCAGAGCCCGCAAAGCCCAAAGUAGAAGAAGCUGAAGAGGAGGCACCCAAGCCCAAAGCCAAGAAUCCUCUUGAUCUUCUUCCUCCAAGCAAGAUGAUAUUGGAUGAGUGGAAAAGACUUUACUCUAACACGAAGAGCAACUUCCGUGAGGUCGCAAUCAAAGGAUUCUGGGACAUGUAUGAUCCAGAAGGAUAUUCUCUCUGGUUCUGUGAUUACAAAUACCAAGAUGAGAACACUGUUUCCUUCGUGACACUGAACAAGGUUGGUGGAUUUCUUCAGAGGAUGGAUCUGGCUCGCAAGUAUGCAUUUGGAAAGAUGCUUGUGAUUGGAUCAGCGGCUCCAUUUAAGGUGAAGGGAUUGUGGCUUUUCCGUGGACAGGAGAUUCCACAAUUUGUCAUUGAUGAAUGCUAUGACAUGGAGCUCUACGAGUGGACCAAGGUUGACAUCUCCGACGAAGCUCAGAAAGAGCGUGUUAGUCAGAUGAUUGAAGAUUUUGAACCAUUUGAGGGAGAGGCUCUUUUGGAUGCCAAGUGCUUUAAGUGAAAACGAGUUCUCAGUUCCCAUUGAAAGGGUAUGGUUUUGUGGGGUUUUUUUUGGUAGAGUUUUGUUUCUUUCCUAUUUUCUGUUAUAGUGAAUGAAUUUUAAGAUGUUUUGUGAUUUUAUAACUUAAAUGUUUGAUUGUGGUAGCUUAAUUUUGAUGGUAACAAGACCGGUAUUACAAGAUCUAUUUUUUCACUGAUGUAAGCCAAGCAUGUAUGAAAUUCGCUGGAUUGAUACCA